AACCAGUGUGAGUGAAACAUGGCGAGGAUGUGAAGAGUUUAGCGUCUCAGUCAUGGAUUUCUCUCUCAGCUCGGUUCGAGUUUACUGUUUCUGUUGUUUGUUUCUUCCUCCGCUGGCCGGGCUGCAGUCCGGCGUCGUGCUGCUGGACGUGUCGGUGGGACCGGCUUGGAUCUAUCGCAUUGAUCGGGAUUUAACUCCCGCUUCUGUCCGCCGCUUUAUUCACAUCCACCGACGAACCGGGAUCAUUUUUCUCUCUGAAGAGCCGGACUGCGCGUUGUGGAGAAACUCUGUUCCGGUCUAUGUUCAGGUCCGAUCACAGACUGGUCCCCACGAGUCCAUCCUGAUCCGCCUCAAGCUGACCCUCCACACCCGGGACUGUGGGAUCCGACCCGGGCGACGGUCCGUUAACCCUGCGGUGAGUGUUCAUAUGCGGCUCCGGUCCAGCGCGGUGCCUUCCUGUGUCCUCACGCACGAUCUGCAGAGCAAAGUUCACGAUCACCUGCCGCAUUUUCUGCGCAGAGGCAAACGUGUUCGGAUUUCCUGUGCGGUUAAAGGACAGAAGAAAAGUUUCUCUGGUGCUUUUAGCCCCAUGUGUUUCGCGUCUGAGCUGCACGCUGUUUGUAGGCUGUGGGACUCUGGCGGCUCUCCCACCUCCACUCAGGUGUUCCUGAAGCUCGUGGCUGCUUCUCCACCUCGUGACGUCACGCGGGUGUUUCCUGAGCGCAGCAGACGUGGGGCAGUGGUGAACUCUGCUCCUCAGUUUCAGCUGCCCAAUUAUCAGGUGUCUGUACCUGAGAACGAGCCGGCGAUGACACGUGUCAUCACACUGAAAGCUCUGGAUGGAGACCUUGGAGCCGCAGGUCAGGUAAACUACGACAUGGAGGCUCUGUUCGACAGCCGGUCCAACGACUACUUCCAGAUCGACAUGAAGACUGGCUGCAUUUCCACCCUGCAGCCGCUGGACCGGGAGGUCAAGGACACACACAUCUUCAGGGUCGUUGCCACAGACAACGGGAAGCCGAGGAGGUCGUCCACUGCGUACCUCACCAUCACUGUCAGCGACACAAACGACCACACGCCGGUGUUCGAGCAGACAGAGUACAGGGUUGACCUCAGGGAGAAUGUGGACACGGGGUUUGAGGUGCUGACCAUCAGGGCGACGGAUGGAGAUGCUCCGUCCAACGCCAACAUGAUCUACAGGAUUGUCGGUGAGGAGGACCCUGCCAUUUUCGAGAUCAACCCCAGGAGCGGAUUGGUCCGAAUUACAGAACGCCCCGAUCGGGAACGCGUGUCACAGUACCAGCUGGUGGUGGAGGCCAGCGAUCGGGGCAGAGAUCCAGGGCCCCGCAGCGCCACGGCCACAGUGUUGAUCAAUGUGGAGGAUGAGAACGACAACUAUCCACACUUCACUCAGAGACGUUACAUCAUCCAGGUGUUGGAGAGUGUGGCAGUGAACACCAGAGUGGCUCAGGUGGAAGCCACAGAUGAGGACCAAGGUGACAAUGGUAAAGUGUACUACAGCAUCAUCAGCGGCAACGUUAGGGGCCAGUUCUACAUCCACUCCCCAACCGGCGUCAUCGACCUCAUUAGCCCUCUGGACUAUGAGACCAUCAGGGAGUACAAGCUUCGAGUCAAAGCUCAGGAUGGCGGCCGCCCUCCACUGAUUAACAGCACCGGGCUCGUUGUCAUUCAGGUGGUGGAUAUGAACGACAAUGCCCCCAUGUUCGUCAGCACGCCACUCCAGGCAACCAUCCUGGAGAAUGUGGCUAUUGGCCACUCUGUGAUCCACAUCCAGGCCAUUGAUGCAGACUCGGGUAACAACUCUCACCUGGAGUAUCGACUGGCCGACGCAGGGCUGGGCUUCCCCUUCAUUAUCAACAACAGCACUGGGUGGGUGACCGUCAGCACAGAGCUCGACAGGGAGACCACUGAGCUGUACACUUUUUGGGUGGAAGCAGUGGAUCAUGGCGUCCCUGCCUUGUCGUCCUCUGCCUCUGUCAGCGUGACAGUCCUCGAUGUGAAUGAUAAUGUUCCCACAUUUACUCAGGCACUUUACAACGUAAAAAUCAACGAGGAUGCUGCCGCAGGAACCAGCGUGCUGCUGCUGUCCGCCAUCGACCGCGACGCCAACAGCAUCGUGACCUAUCAGAUCUCCAGUGGAAACACCAGGAACAGGUUCUCCAUCACCAGCCAGAAUGCUGGAGGUCUGAUCACUUUGGCAUUGCCACUGGACUAUAAGCAGGAGCGGCAGUACGUCCUGACGGUGACGGCGUCAGAUGGCAUGCGUCAAGAUACAGCACAGGUUUAUGUCAACGUCACCGAUGCCAACACCCACCGGCCAGUGUUCCAGAGCACCAACUACCAGGUGACGCUGGGUGAGGACCAGCCCAUCGGCUCCACUGUAGUCAUCAUCAGUGCCACAGAUGAAGACACGGGAGAGAAUGCUUGCAUCAGUUAUAUCAUGGAGGACAAUGUGCCGCAGUUCAAAAUCCACCCACAAACAGGUGCCGUCACCACUCAAACUGACGUUGACUAUGAGGACCAGGCCUCCUUUACCCUCGCCAUCAUUGCCCACGACCACGGUAUCCCUGAAAAAUCGGACACCACGUACGUCGAGAUCAUCGUGUUGGAUGCCAAUGAUAAUGCCCCACAGUUCCUGAGAGACCUCUACCAGGGUUCUGUAUUUGAAGAUGUUCCAGUUUACACCAGUGUGCUGCAGGUCUCUGCCUCUGACCGAGACACCGGUGCUAACGGCAGAGUCAGCUACUCCUUCCACAGCGGCCAUGAUGGGGACGGAGACUUCUUCAUCGAGCCGUACUCUGGCAUCGUCAGGACAGCCAGGAAACUGGACCGAGAGAAUGUGGCGGCGUACCAACUUCACGCUGUUGCUGUGGACAAAGGUGUCCCUCCUCUCAGAGCGAUGGUGGACAUCCAGGUGUCCGUGCAGGACAUCAAUGAUAACGCUCCUGUGUUUGAGAAAGAUGAGAUGGACAUCUAUGUGAUGGAGAACAGUCCUGUUGGCUCCAUCGUGGCUCGAAUCACAGCUACAGAUCCUGAUGAAGGAACGAACGCUCAAAUCCUGUUUCAGAUUGUAGAGGGGAACAUCCCGGAAGUCUUCCAGUUGGACAUCUUUAAUGGGGACCUCAUUGCUCUCGCUGACUUGGAUUAUGAGUCCAAAUCAAAGUACACCAUCAUAAUCCAAGCCACCUCGGCUCCUUUAGUGAGCCGGGCCACCAUCCACAUCCAUCUGCUGGACGUCAAUGACAACGUUCCUGUCCUGCAGGACUUUGAAAUCAUUUUCAACAACUACAUCAGCAACCGGUCCGACACCUUCCCUGCUGGACCAAUUGGGUCAGUGCCAGCCCGGGACCCGGAUGUGACAGAUAAACUGAGGUUCAGUUUUAUAGAGGGGAACGAGCUGAACCUGCUGAUCCUGAACCAGGCCAACGGGGAGCUGCAGCUCAGCAGGGACCUGGACAACAACAGACCUCUGGAAGCCUCCAUGAAGAUCCAAGUUAGCGAUGGUGUCCACCGAGUGACGGCUGUCUGCUCGCUGCGAGUCUCCAUCAUCACUGACGACAUGCUGACCAACAGCGUCACCGUCCGUUUGGACAACAUGUCUCAGCAGCACUUCCUGUCCCCUCUGCUGUCUCUGUUUGUGGAGGCUGUGGCCGCCGUCCUCUCAACCCGCCGAGACCACGUCUUUGUCUUCAGCAUCCAGAAUGACUCCUCAGUGGAGGGAAACGUCCUGAACGUGACGCUUUCAGCCCUGAAGCCGCCUGAGGACCAUGACGCACUGGGAGGCGGUUUCCUGUCAUCUGAGACGCUACAGGAGCAGAUCUACCUGAACCGGACGCUGCUGACACAGUUGUCCAAUCAGCUCGUCCUGCCGUUUGACGAUAACGUCUGUCUGCGCGAGCCCUGCGAGAACUACAUGAAGUGUGUGUCGGUGCUGAGCUUCCACAGCACGGCGGCGUUUGCCGUGUCCGACACGCUGCUCUUCAGGUCCAUCCAGCCGGUGGGGGGGCUGAGGUGUCGCUGCCCACCCGGUUUCUCUGGAGAAAACUGUGAGACGGAGGUCGACCAGUGCUACUCUUCACCGUGUCUGAAUGGAGGGACGUGUCACAGCACAGAGGGACGAUUCAACUGCCAGUGUCCUCACAAACACACCGGCGAGCGGUGUCAGGUGGACUCUGGGUCUGGACGCUGUGUCCCAGGUGUGUGUAAGAAUGGAGGCAGGUGUGUUGACCUGCAGGCCGGCGGGUUCACAUGUCGAUGUCCCAGUGGAGACUUUCAGACGACGUACUGUGAGGAGACGAGUCGAAGCUUCCCGAGACGGUCCUUUGUCACCUACAGAGGCCUGAGACAGAGAUUCCACUUCCGUCUGUCCCUCAGGUUUGCGACCACAGACAGGAACUCUCUGCUGUUGUUUAACGGCCGAUUCAACCAGAAACACGACUUCAUCGCUCUGGAGAUCAUCAACGCGCAGAUUCAGCUCACCUUCUCUGCAGGAGAAAACAGGACCUCUGUGAAGACGUUUGUGGAGGGCGGAGUCAGUGACGGCGAGUGGCACUCGGUUCAUCUGCACUACCACAACAAGCCACGUGUCGGGCGUCUCGGCGUUCCUCUCGGUCCGUCUGGUGAGAAGGUGGCGGUGGUUGCCGUGGACGACUGUGAUGUGGAGGUGGCAAUUCGUUUUGGCAGCCGGAUCAGAAACUAUUCAUGUGCCGCUCAACGAGCUCAGACUGGACCGAAGAAGUCGUUGGAUCUGACAGGACCUCUGCUGCUCGGUGGCGUCCCUGACCUGCCGGAGGAUUUCCCCGUCAGGAGUCGAGACUUUGAGGGUUGCAUCAGAGAUCUGACCAUCGAUGGACAGCAGGUGGACUUGGCUCGAUUCAUCUCCAACAAUGGCACCAGCGCAGGCUGUGGAGUAAAGCAGGAUUUCUGCAGCAGGACGUUGUGUCUGAAUGGAGGAGUCUGUGUGAACAGGUGGAGUUCCUACACCUGUCGGUGUCUGCUUGGCUUCGGAGGAAAAAACUGUGAACAAGUCAUGCCGUCCCCUCUGAAGUUUAACGGUGAGGCAUUGGUGUGGUGGGCGGAGCCUGAGGUGACCGUCAGUGUGCCCUGGUACCUGGGUCUGAUGUUCAGAACGAGACACGGAGCUGGAUCUCUGCUGAUGGCUGACGCUGGAAAAUCGUCCAGGAUUCAUCUGCUGGUCAGCAACAGUCACCUGACUUUCCAGGUGUUUGUGGGUGUGAAGCGAGUCGCUCUGCUGGUCUUCCACCAGACUCGAGUCGAUGACGGCGAGUGGCAUCACGUCCUGAUGGAGCUGAAGAGCAGCAAAGAUGGAAAGGAUAUCAAAUACCUGGCUGAGGUGUCUUUGGACUACGGCUUGUUUCAGUGGCAGGUGGAGAUUGGGAAUGAGCUGCCGGGUCUCAGGUUGAAGAGUCUGUUUGUUGGAGGUCUGAUGAAGAAGAACGGCUCUGUGGUGAACGGAUGGAGAGGCUGCAUCCAGGGUGUGAGGAUGGGUGAGACUUCCAUGAGACUGGCUCACGUUGACCUGCGGGAGGGUCGGAGGGUCGGCGUAGAGGACGGAUGUGAUGUGGUCGACUCCUGCGGCGACGCCGUCUGUCCGCCACACAGUCGCUGCAGAGACCUCUGGGAAGGUCACACCUGUACCUGCCAGCCAGGAUUCCUUGGGAGGGACUGUGUGGACGUGUGUCUCCUGAACCCCUGUCAGCACAACUCCACCUGCGUCCACCAACCGAGCUCCGCCCGCGGAUAUCGCUGUCGCUGUGGAGACAGUUACCAUGGAGAGUACUGUCAGCACAGGUGGGCCAGAUCGGAUGUGCCGUGUGCUCGGGGCUGGUGGGGGCAUCCAGUCUGUGGUCCCUGUGACUGUGAUGUUUCUAAAGGAUUCAACAGAGACUGCAACAAGACUACAGGAGAGUGCAGCUGUAAGGAGAAUUAUUUCCGUCCAGAUGGCAGCGACUCGUGCUUCCCCUGCGACUGUUUCCAGCUGGGCUCUUUGUCUCGUGCCUGUGACCCUCAGAGCGGUCAGUGUCUCUGCAGGACAGGUGUGGUGGGACGUCAGUGCAACACCUGCGACAACCCGUACGCCGAGGUCACGUCGGGAGGCUGCGUGGUCGUGUAUGACGUCUGUCCGCGGGUGUUUGAAUCUGGACUCUGGUGGCCGAGAACUCACUUUAAUCAACCUGCAGCUGUGAGGUGUCCUCGAGGUUUCACAGGUAGAGCCGCACGCCACUGUGACGAGCAACAUGGCUGGCUCCGUCCCCUCCUCUUCAACUGCACCUCACUGAGCUUCAGAGACCUCCACCACCAGGAGGAGGAGCUUCAGAGAAACGGGUCACGAUUGGACGGGGACAGGUCACGGAGGAUCGCUGCGAUGCUGCGGGAGGCGACCAAUCAGAAGGCUGUUCUUCACGGCCGUGACCUGCAGUCAGCGUUCAGCCUGCUGAGUCAGCUGCUGCGGUACGAGAGCCAACAACACGGCUUCAACAUGGCCGCCACGCAGGACCGCCACUUCCACCAGAAUAUUAUUCAGACUGGGAGCUUCCUGUUGGAGCGGAGCGGCGAGCUGCAGCAUCAGGUUCAAAGGUCAGAGGGCGGAGCUUCACGUCUGCUAAGGAGCUUCGAGCUUUACGGCCAAAACCUCGCCAAGAACACGAAGAAGACCUACAUGAAGCCCUUCAUCAUCCUCAGUCCAAACAUCAUCUUCUCAGUGGACUUCCUGGACAGCAGCAGGAUGAAGCCCCGCCUCUCUGAUGUCCAGCCUGAACUUCCUGUUGGCCUUCAGGCUUCUGUUGAUUUCCAGCAAUUCACAUCACAUGAUGACGUUAAACCUGCUCCAGUUUCUACGAAGGCGCCAACUGAGCAGCCUGGUGAUGUCACCACUGAUGUCACUGCUGAUGUCAGCCAGGCUGCGUCACCUUCCUCUGAGUCUUCGCUGCUGGUCGCUGUCGUGAUCGUCUACAGGACUCUGGGAGAUCUGCUGCCGCAGAGAGCGCUGAGUCGAUCUGUCAUCAACACACCUGUUGUCACCUUGAUGACGCACAGUGAAGGAGUGUCCUGGCCCCGCCCCCUAAACCGCCCUGUCAUUCUGCAGCUCCGCCUACUGGUGAGAGAGGGGCGAGUGAGGCCGCGAUGUGUUGUCUGGAGUCACACAGCAGGGGUGAGCAGGUCAGGCGGCUGGUCCUCCACAGGCUGUGAUCUGAUGAGCAGGAAUCAAACUCACGUCACCUGUCGUUGUGUUGACGCGUCCAGCGUUGCCGUGGUGAUGGACGUCUCCAGGAGAGAGCGUGAGGAAGUUCUUCCUCUGAAGCUCAUCACGUUCACCUCACUCUCCUCCUCGCUGCUCUUCCUCCUCGUCACCUUCGUCCUCCUCCUCGUCCUCACAAACCUGCGCUCCAACCUGCACAGCAUCCACCUGAACCAGGUGACCUCCGUCUUCCUGUCGCAGCUCAUCUUCCUGCUCUCCAUCGACCAAACGCAGAACCAGUCCGUGUGCACGCUGGCGGCCAUCGUGCUGCAUUACUGCUGCAUGUGUUCGUUCUGCUGGAUGUUGGUGGAGGAGCUGCACGUCUACCGCAUGAUGACAGAGAUACGCAACAUCAACCACCGUCACAUGACCUUCUACUACGCUACUGGCUGGGGCCUCCCGGCUUUCGUCACGGGUCUUUCUGUCGGUCUGGAUCCUGGUGGUUUUGGGUGCUCGGAGUUCUGUUGGCUUUCUGUUCAGGACUCUGUGAUGUGGAGCAUCGCCGGACCCUUCACUGCUGUCGUCACGGUUACCGUGGUGAUGUUUGCCCUGGCAGUUAAACAGUCCAUAGCACAGAGAAAGACGAGCUCUGAGAUGGCUGCUCUAAGCUCCUCUCUGAGGUCAGCCAUCUUGUUGCUGUUGCUCCUCAGCGCCUCCUGGCUGUCAGGUCUGCUGGCACUCAACAGUGAUGUCAUUUCCUUCCACUACCUGUUCUCCAUCUUCAGCUGCGUGCAGGGCGUCUGCUUCUUCUUCUCCUACUGUGUCUUCAACAGAGAGCUGAGGAUGAACCUGAAGGAGAUCUUCAUCAGGAGGAAGACGAGCCGAGAGCUGAGGAACAACCACACGCCUGUGCUGACCCGCUCGCUGAACAGGAAGCCGUCGUUCUCUGGAGAUGAAGGGAUUUAUCGAACCGCCAUCGGAGAGUCGACAGCAUCUCUGAACAGGAGUGACUCAGGACUGAAAUGUCCCGCAUCCUCCGGCUCCACCAGGAAGUGUUUCCAUGGUAACAACAGCUCCUCCACAGUAACCCGGAAACAAUUCAGAAGAAGAGACUCGGACAGCUCGGACUGCAGCUCUGAUGCUUCGUUUCACUCGUCUGGCAGUGAGGACGAACGACAGGCUCGGAAACAUCAGUGGGACAACCGGAGACAAGAAGAGAAGAAGAACACAACACUGCAGGGUCAAAUUCUGUCCAAUCACGUGAUGCUUCACUGGCUGGUGGAGGACAGCGAGCAGCUCAGUCAGGAAGGAGGAGGAAGAGGAGGUGGGGAGGUGAAGCUCAGUGUGGAGACCGGAGUUAACGUGGAGCAGCUGAGUAACCAAUCAACCGCUGAGAAUGGAGCGUCGCCCAGCUCACCUGACAGCAACCAGCAGCCAAUGAGACGUCGAGGGAUCUUAAAGACCAGGACCCCUCCUCCCCCUGCAGUGACAGACAGGAACAGGAAGUACCUCCCCAGUGAAGCCCCGCCCCUCGUCAGCCCUUCAUCCUCCUCUCCAACUAAUCACAGCUUCCGUCAGGUCGCCAGGGGAAACGGAGCACUCAUCCCACCUCUGUCACCGCGGCAGCAGUACAGUGGAGUCACCAUGGUAACCAGGACAAGGCUGACAACCAAUCACGAGUCUGACUGCAGCGAUGAAACUUCCAUCUGAAGAGGAACCUGAAGCUGCACAAACAGGAACCAGAGAAGAACAAUCGGCUGUUAGCAUGAAAUGACUUUGUUGGCACAAAGCUGGAGGUCAAAGGUCGGUGGGUGACAGGAAGUCUGGCCCACAUGUGGUCCUGCGACGCCACAACGCAGCCGACGCCCGACCGACUCAGCUGGAAGCCUGAGGUGCCGAGGCCAGUUGGUGUUCGGGCUGAACAGUCUGACUUAGUCAGGCUCCCAUCCAAGCUUUGCUGUUCUCGUGUUUUUCUGGACAGAUUUCAGGUUCCCUCAUCAAAGUUCUCAUCAUGUUGUGUCUUCACUGAGUGGUUUGGUUGUCUGCUUCUUCUUUGUUGAGGUUUCACUUUAAAUCUUCUCCUCUUUUGUGACACGGGUUAAAAAGUUCAGGGAACUUUUAUUUUGAAAUUCAGAGGAUGAGGCGCGUCUGUAAAUGAGAGAGAGACUGUUGAUUUAUUUUUUAGGAUUUAUUUUUUAUACCUGAGUAAAGCAGACAACUGAUGUUUGAAUGUUUUUAAUGCAAAAUAAAGUGUUUUCACAUUUUAAUUGUUGGUGUGUGUUCAGACUGUUUCAGUCUUCAUGCUGAAUUUCUGUACUUUUACUGACAUAAAUCUUUUGAAUUGUGUCUCUUUAACUGUAGGUCUGUCCUCCUAUGUCCUCGGUCAGAUUUUUGGCAGUUUGUCCUGUCGUCCUGCCAGCUGACUGUUUGUCUAUAAAGUUUGUUUGAACAGUCGGCUGCUGUAACUUCAGUCUUCUGGUUUCAGGGUUUCAAGCAGGUUUCAGACUCUUGUGUUGUUCUUGGACUGUUGUACCCAUAAAGUUUUUCUCAGGUCAUUUGCUCCCCGUUGAAACAGAAUAAGCUGCGUUUGCAUUUCAAGUCAGCAGACUUGGUGGUCUGUAACCUUCACGUGUAGAUGAGCCUCGGCUUCAGAUCAGCAAAGUAACUGAAUUCAGCAAAACCAUCAAUCA
Messenger RNA from Scatophagus argus, 9909 nucleotides. RefSeq names its product cadherin EGF LAG seven-pass G-type receptor 1-like. The transcript has 36 exons. Gene Ontology annotation, biological process: homophilic cell-cell adhesion; G protein-coupled receptor signaling pathway; cell surface receptor signaling pathway. The record is from RefSeq and is a predicted model, not a curated record. Gene Ontology annotation, molecular function: calcium ion binding; G protein-coupled receptor activity. Lineage: Eukaryota; Metazoa; Chordata; Actinopteri; Scatophagidae. The coding region runs from base 53 to 8929 and encodes 2958 amino acids. Gene Ontology annotation, cellular component: plasma membrane.